AGGUGGUUUCACGCCAUGAAGAUCUGCUGCAACAGGCGUCAGGAAUACAUAAACUUGAGAGUGUGUUGUCCACAAUCAAUGCGCGUGUCAUGGCUCUCCAAUCCUCCGUCAGCAGAAUCAUGAGCAGAAUUGACGAACCCCACAAGAGAAUGCAAACCAAGUUGAGACAACUAGAACGCAUCCAGUACGCUUGCGACAUUCUACGGCGAACCAUACGGUUUCUAUACGUUUUGAAGCGACUCAGAGACCAGGUGCAGCUGGGUGAUCGUCACAUACCCAAAGCAGCACAAAGCUUGGCUGAUCUUGAAGAAGUGCUGACUGAUGGAGACGGACUCAGUGGAGUGUAUGUGGUGGAUGCGGAGCGAGCAUGGGUAGAGGAACAACGCGUGCUUGUAGUGAAGAAAGCCAAUCACAUGCUCAAUACCGGUCUAAAGAGCCAGAACCAGGGCGAUAUCUCCACGGCGCUGCAGGUGUUUUACAAUCUAGGAACACUGCGCGCCCGUUCUGUUGCGGUGCUGGACAGUCUUAAAAGUACCAUCACCUCCAACAUACGCGACACACUGGCGGCAGCUGCCAUGGGCAACAGCACAACGCAAGGUGUGUUGGGCUACUACUUGGUACACGACUAUUGA
Molecule: messenger RNA, 632 nt
Organism: Sphaeroforma arctica JP610
Lineage: Eukaryota; Ichthyosporea; Ichthyophonida
Exons: 4
Biological process (GO): intra-Golgi vesicle-mediated transport
Cellular component (GO): COG complex
Source: RefSeq, a predicted model, not a curated record